Besnoitia besnoiti is the source of this 7353-nucleotide messenger RNA. RefSeq lists its product as uncharacterized. The record is from RefSeq and is a predicted model, not a curated record. NCBI's taxonomy places the organism in Eukaryota, Apicomplexa, Conoidasida, Eucoccidiorida, Sarcocystidae. Bases 1 to 7353 code for a protein of 2450 amino acids. Gene Ontology annotation, biological process: mRNA export from nucleus. Gene Ontology annotation, cellular component: nucleus; cytoplasm; transcription export complex 2. The transcript has 5 exons.
AUGAAGCCGUCUCCGCUCGCGGCCGCGUUCGCUUCUGCUGCGACCGCGGGGCCUUCUUCUUCUCUCUUUGGAGGGGGGGGUAGCCUCGCGGCCUCGGCUUCUUCUCUCCCGGCGGCCUCUUCCGCCUCUCCCUUUGCCUCCUCUUCUUCUCUCUUCCCCGCUGCGUCGGCUUCCUCCUCGGCGCCUUUCUCGUCUUUCUCCUGCUCCGUUUCCUCCUCUUCUGCGGACUCCCUCUUUGCGUCGUCUUCUUCCGCGCCCGGUCCUCCUCCCUCUGCGCCCCCGUUCCCCUCUGCCCCUGCCUCGUCGCAGGUCUCUGCUCUCGGCUCUGCGGGCUCCGCAGCCCCAGCGCCUCGGCGGCCCGCGUGCGUGUCUCUGUCGCCUCCGCGGGGGUCGAGCCCUAGCAAAAUGGUGUCCUUGUCCGCCGCCCCCCUGGGGAGCCGAACGGCGUCGCCGUCGCUCGCGCCCUCUGCGGCUGUUGCGGCGUCCGCUUCCUUCGCGCUUUCGGCUGCCGCAGCCUUUUCUGCCUCGGGCUCCGGGUCAGCCCUCCCGGGGAGGAAGAAGGCGCCGUUCGUGGCGACGGGCGGUCGCGAUCGCCUCUACACGCCGGAGGGCGACUCCGUGCCUCCGCCGCUGCCCACGCACCGCGUGCGCAAGCUCUCGACCCGCUCGGGCGUGCCGGGCGCCGAGCUGGGCGCCGCGGAGAGCGCGAAUCCGCUUCUCGUGGAGACUGAGAAGGAAAACCCAAUUCUGCUCAAGAUUCAGGACCCGCUGCAGAUUCUCCACCAAGACGCGGGCGCCGCGGCGGAAGGAGCGGGCGAGGCUGCAGCCGCCGAAAAGGGCGCGUCGUCCUUCUUCGUCGGGAGACUCUACGGCUUCUGCAGCGAAGAGGAAAUGCUGGACAAGCAGCAAGUCUGCACAACCAGCGACUUUGAGCGACUCGAGGCCGUCGUCCCCGGGGACCCCGAAGCGCGAAUCAUCAACCCACUGCUUGCAGUGGCGUCAUUUCGACGCAGCGACGCGGGGAAGCCGUUCCACCCUGUGGGCACGCGUCCGGCGGUGUGGUGUCGGCGCACCGUUCACCAUCUGCUGACCUACUCGGUCGACGCCGACUUGACGAAUCCGGCUGGAGCCGCGUCCGACUGCGGCUUCUCGCGCGGUGCGGAGAAGAAGUAUUUGGUUUCUCGCCAGGGGCGUGGCUACGCGUUCCUGGAUGUCUACAACUUUGUGAGAGACAGACUCCGCGCGUGUUGGCAGCACCUGACUGUGCAACACGUGCAGAAGCACCGCGCGUACAUCGAGACGCUGGAGAUCUCGUUUCGCUUCCUGAUUUUCGCGGAGCAUGCGCUGGCGAGCGACCCCAGCUUCGACCGCGUCUCCAACCAGGGCCUCAUGCAGACCUGUCUCGACAAGCUGAUGCACGGCUACGAGGCCGUCCGCUCCUUCCAGGCGAAGCGCGACUUCCACGCCUACCUGCAGCGCUGCAGCGAGCUUGCGCAGGCGAACACCCCGUCGCUGGCGGACGUGCUCGUCUACGCCAGCGCCUACGAGGGCGAGUUCUGGGGCUACCGCAUCCUCUCGCUGAUGAGCGUCAGCGACAGCGAACGCGCGCUCAUGGGCAUCCUUCAGCGCGUGCCCGCGGGACUCCUCGCGCAUCGCAGCGUCCGCUUCGCGCGCGCCGCCUUCGAGGCCUUCCGCACAGCCAACGUGCGCCGAUACGUGCAGCUCAUGCGCACUGGAGACUUCCUCUGCGGCGUGCUGAUGAACAAAUUCGCCAACUUUGCGCGUGCACGCGCCCUCCGCAGCCUCGUCUUCAGCCGCCUCGUUCAGGACGGCCGACACCCAGUCACGCUCCACCGGCUGCGCAGACUCCUCGGAUUCGACGGCGAGUCGGAUGAGUCCUUUCUGUCUUUCCUCUCUUACUUUUCGCUGACCGAGAACCGCACCCAUCCACGCGAGGUGCUGGUACGCUUCAGCGACUUGAAGAAGCCGCUGCUGCAGGAUCUCUCCAGCUACCGCAAAGUGCGCGCGACUACGUUUGCGUCUGCCUUUCUGCACCCGCCGCAGGGAAUCUCUCGGCAGAAACUAUUCGACCCCGACUACCCAGAUGACACCGGAGAUGCGUCGGCUCCUGUUGCGCCGUCCCGCGGCCCUGCGAUGGCCUCGCCCUCUCGCGCGUUUCCCGUCUCUCAAGGGGGAGUCGCCGGACGCGAGGGAAGCGGCUCGCCGUCGCCUCCGCGUCUGUCACCGCAGAGCAGCUUUCCUGCUUUCCCCCCCUCUCCGUCCCUGCCUGCCGCCUCUGCGCCCUCGCCCGCGGUCUCCUCUUCACAGGUUGGCGGAGGAGCUGCCUCUCGAUUUAGCGAAGAGAACCUGCGGAAGAUGAAGGCUCGACUGCAGGCCUCCAGUCUGUUUUCGUCUGUCGCGAAGAGCGCCGCCGACACUCCUUCUUCUCUGUUUUCCGCUGCCGCGCCUGCGUCUGCUCUCCCCGCCGCGUCUUCAUCUUCUCGCCCUCCCUCCUCGAGUUCGCCUGCUGCAGCCCUAGUGUCCUCUUCGCCCUUUGAAAAGUCGCUCGGCGCCGGCGCGCAGACUUCCGCGGAUCUGGCUUCUCUCCUCCACAAGUUUCAGCCUCCUUUUCGGUCGCCAGCGCCAGGGCAGCCUGCCCAGGCUCCCCCUCCGCCCCCUCCCGCCGGGUUUGCAUUUCCUUCGCUGCCGUCCACUUCUGUCGCCUCCUCUUCUCUCUUUGCAGGAGCGGCGCCGCGGGGGAGCGCAGAGUCGAAGCCCGCACCUGCGCCGCGCCCUGCGGAGGCCGCGACGAGCCUCGGUCUCGAGCAGACAGGGACGCAAGCGAGUGAAGCGGGCGCCGCAAAACUCGUUUCUUUGGCGCCGUCGCCGCCAGUCUUCGGCUGUUUGGCAGCGCCUCCGGCGCUGCGCCGCGAGCGCGAGAGCCCCUCGGCGGGCGGCGGCGUGGAGGCAGCCGAGGGAGGAAGGCCCCAGAUGCUUGGUAAAAUCGGCGUCUCCGCCUCGCCUUCUCCAUCGCCUGCGCAGCCUCUCCUGGGCCCUUCCUCUGCGGCGGGCGCUCAACCGUCUUUCGGCGCGGCUCCCUCGCCGCAGCUGGGCGGAGAGGCACGCGCGAAAGAGCUUCCAGAGGCCCCUGCAGCAGAGAAGCACCGCGAAGGCGACCGUGCAGACGCCGCGGAGACAGCAGAGGGAGGCGAGCAGGAGGCAGGGGCAGAGGAGGAAGAGGACGCACGCAGAGAGGAGGUCGAGCUGCGCAGCAAAGAGCCACACCGCGCCGCGGCAGUCGCGCGAAGGGAGCGGGCGGUGGAGCGAGAGCGGAGAGAAAACGACAGAAGAGAGAGGGAGGCGGAGGCGAAACAAAGGCAGCAGGAGGAAGAGGAGCGAAACCGGCAGCAGCAGGAAGAAGAGCGAAGCCGGCAGCAGCAGGAAGAGGAGCGAAGCCGGCAGCAGCAGCAGGAAGAAGAAGAGCUCGCCGCGAUGGCUGGCGAAGACAGAGAGUUAUGGAUGAAUCUCGUUGGCGUCCAGGGAUGGAGAGAGGGCAGGCGGCGAUUCGAAGUCUUACGUUCAGUCCUUUCUUCGCCCGCCCAGGAGAGCAAGCGCGAGCGGCGGAGAAGCAGCGAGUCUGUCGCGUCUUCGCCGCGAAAUCCGGGCGCGCGCGAAGAAGACCGCCCUCGCGGCGCUCGAGACACAGCGGAGCUCCGCGCUGCCUCGUUUGCUUCGUGUCGCUCUGUGCGGCGCCGGUGCAGCGUCGAACGAGACGAGGAAGGAGAAGAGAGACGCCUGGACCAGCUGGAGCGAGUUCUGUUUUUUCCUCGGGUUCGCGGGAUCUCUAGGCGACGGAGAAGCGACAGAAGCGCCUCGAGACCUCGCCAACCUGCUCCGCGGACACCAAAGUCAACGCAUCGUUCGCGCUCCCUCAUCAAGGCGACCCCGGCGAAGAGAACGAAGCACAGGCACGGCCUCGGGAGGAGUUUGACGCCGGACCGCGCGGCGCAUGCGCUCAACUCGCUGGUCACCUCCAUCGUGCACCGCUAUCGAGCGCGCCUGCUCAACGAGGCGCCAACCGGAAGGGAGCAGGACGACAAAAACGACGCGCUCCAGGCGUCUGCGUCGCCCUUCUUCGCGUGCACCGCGGUAGUCAGGCAGGAAAGUGAGAGCGAAACGCUGGAAACUGCUGUGGACGGCGAAGCAGCGAGCGCGCGAGACACCCUGGGCGUCUUCGCAAAGUUCCUCCUCUUCACCUCGGCGUGGCUUUCCCUGGAUCGCCGGCCGCUGCCCCGCGAUCCGGUCUUCGCGCAGGCGAUGGACGUCGAAAACAACGCGGCGGGCCGGGGGCCGUCUCCCUGUCGGCUUAUAGUCGGAGACGCCCACCAGCCGGCGGGAGGGGUCGAGAGGCAAGCGGGGUCCCUGAGGGGCGGCGGGCGGGGGGGAGACGCCUGCAGCGCCGACGCACUCGUCGCGGCUUUGCUGCCGCAGGCGCUCGGUUUCCUGUGGGAGAGAGAGGCGAAAGCCCGCGAGGGCGGCGGAGGCAUCGCAGGGACGCCCUGCUGCGGGGGCGUGGCGUUUUCCCUCCCGGCGGGGUCGACUGCGCGGCGCGCCGCAGACAAGGCGGUUGUCCUGCCGAGCGCGGUUUUCUGGGGGGAAGCCGCACUGCGCGGUCAGGGCGACGAGACGAUGCAGGGCGAGCGCAGCGGUAUUCUCGCGUCUUCCGCCGCUGGCGCGUCGUCUCCGGCGUCCUCCGUGCCAGUCCACAGCUGUCUGCAUAUCGUGGGAUCACGCUGGGUGCCAGGGGCUGCCGACGCCAGUUGGUCGGCUUUACGCAGACAGAAAGCGCCUGCCGGAGGGGACGAGGAGAGGGAGCAAGAGGGUAGAGCUUUCUUCUUUAGAGAGGAACAAGUCUGGGAGGGCGCCACAGGCGUGUUUCUCUCGCUGCCCUUUGCGGUGGCGGUCGGCGACGCGUCGCCGUCUCCGGCGUGCAGUUACGGACGAAGGAAGGGCGACCAGCGCUCCGCGGCUUUCUCGUCUUUCCUCCUGCCUUCCGCGACCGCGCAGCGCGCGGCGGUGGGCGAGGAGAGCGAGGAGAUGGCGAACGGCGAAGACGCAAAAGGCGGAGAGGCCGCGGCCUCCGCCUUGCCCGUUUCUGUUUUCUGGGAAGACCUCCAGGUAGUCCGCGGCGGCGAGGCUGCGCCGGGGGGGAUGAGGGGGGUGAUCGACGAGGCGCCAGAUGCCAGGCGUGCGCGAGAAGAAAGGACGAAGCGUGUGUGGAGGGAGAUUCUGGUGCGCCUUGUUUAUUUUGUAAAAAGGCUGCGAAACAGUUCCUCGGCCUCCCCUAGGCACCUCGAGUUGUCGCAGUCCAGCGACGGAAAAGACGGCAAUGACGAUGGCGCAGCGCUGGGAGACUUCGAGGCCCUGCCUCCUCUGCGUCUCCUCUUCACGCUCAUCGUCCCUCCGCACGCCGUCCGCCUCUCAGACGCGAGCUCGCAGCAGAGGACAACUGACGCGAGAGGCGGCUUUCGAAGAGGCCAGCGGAGCCGGGAAGACGCCGAGGCAGAGCAACGGCCGACUCGAGUCGAGAAGACCGUUGAGGAAGAGGCGCAAGGACUCGUGGCUGUGGCGCUUCGGCGGCGUCUGGAGGCCAUCGCAGCUGACGCCCAUGGAUGGCUGGACGAAAAAACAAGGCAAGACGCGGCGGCCCUCUUGUCGUCUCGUCUGGUCCAGUUCACGUGCGCGGGCUACGUCCCUGCUGCGCGGACUAUGUUCUCGUUCUCGACAUCCGCGUCGCCUUUGGGUGCUGAGACUUCUUCGCGCAUUCCGCUCUCGUCUCCCUUCACCUGCGACGGCCUAUCUGAAGGCCGGCUCCUCCCUGCGUCGCGUUGGCUGCAUCGCGCCGUCCGGUCCAUGACGCGGCUAGCGCUGGAGACUCACCGACUUCUUCUACUGCCGCGCCCUGUGCCUCUUCUUCUCUCCGACGUUCUCCGCUCCCAGUGGAGGCUGCAGCUGCAGGCCUACCUGUCUUCUCCUUCUCAAGCCGCAGGUGAGGCGAUGCCUCUGCGUGUGGGGUCGCUCAUUGACGGGGGGAGCGGGCGGCCUGCGAAGGGCGCGCGCGGCGAGGAGGCGGAGCAAACCUCAGACGAGAGGUGGAGAGAAGACCGCAGGAGCGGAGAAAGCGGCGCCGACUCGAAGAAAGAUAUGGCUGUAGAGAGGCUUCGAGAAGCCUGCCAUCUCCGCGUGUCACUUCGGCUCAUCAAGCAAACAGUGGAGGCUGUUGAGCAUUGCGUCGCCUUCAGUUCCGGCCUCUCUCAGUGGAUUCUUCCGCCGCCAGAGUGGCGAGUCGCGUGCGACGGUUUCGAGGCGAUGCAAGGCGAAGGCCGCGCGCAAGCAGAAGAGAGAGGCGAAGGCGAGGGAGAAGGACGGCGAAGGCGACGGGCACGCCGCUCAGACUGCUGCGGCCUCGAAGAGCUAGAAGAAAGCUACACCCGCGGAAACGCUGUGAAGACUUUAAGAGGGCUGCAGAGGGGGCUAGAGGAGAAAGGCAAGCGGAUCGCGAGCUUCCUUGCAAGCGGCGCCAGUGCUGCUGGCGACGGCGCCGCGACGCGUGCCCAAAUGCGAGAAGACGAAGAGGCCUUCAUCGGCUGGGGAGAAAGAGCGAAAGCCGCACACACCGUGCAAGAUGUCUGCGAAGCUCUGGAGGCGCAGGCGAGUGCCCUCUUCCAGUUCUCCGAGUGUAAGCCGAAAGGGCAGGCACAGGCGGAGCGGGGCCCGAUUUCGUGUCUCCUCCUCGUGCCUCACCCCGUGUGGGGUCUCCUCCAGGAGACGGCUGAUGAGCCCUGGAAGGGCCGUCUGGCGCCGUGGACGGUCGUCGGCCUCGACGCGGGGCUUCGACCCCUUGAGACGCCGGAGGAGCCGGCAAGAUCUCCAGAGACGCCCCCCUCCGCUGACGAGCGCCCUGCAGAGAGGAGCCUAGCCCAGGAAGUUGCGCCGUCUGAUCACGUGUGCGCAGGCCGACCCUGCGGUGACCCCAGCUCGCUGGUCGAGACCGGACCUGCAGCUUCUUCGCGCAUGACAGACGGCGCUGCACCCACGAGACAGUCUCCCGCUUCCGCGUUGCCGCUGGAUCUGAGUGAAGACAGUCGCGCGACAGAGGAAGGGUCCGCGUCGCCGACGGCGGACGAGUCUGGAACGGAAGGGCGGCGCCGAAGGAGAGAAGAAGAGGGCACCCGAAGUUCCUUGUUGCUCGUCUCGCUCAUUCAGUCUGCGAAACGCUGUCGUCUGGGGCUGGAAGCCGAGAGCAGGGAGACGGAGAAUUUGAUCCGAGUGAUUCUGGGAGCAAAGGCGUGA